UAGUUGGGGAACUACAGACUGUAGUUGUGGCUACGACACCCUCGGCAAGCACCUGCCGUCAUGUGCCAUCUUCUUCCUCAAAGAUGCGGUAAGAUUCGAUUGUACAGUGGGACUCCAUCAGCGCCUCAAGCCCUUCAGUGGUGAUAAGAUCACGAGUCACUUUCAAGCUUUUGCUUGAAUUAGUAGUCGAUUUCUCAGAAGGUGACAAGCACCUGCUGCCGACAGGGGUUCGUUCUUUUGGAGGACAGACGUUCCCUCCUCCUUCCCUGCUCAUAUGACACAAAAAAGCAGCCUCCCAUUUUAGGAGUCGCACUAUCAAAAGGUAGAAACUUCUCAAAACAUGCUAUCGGUCCUAGCCGGCAGCCUCUUGAAGUAGUUGAUCGGUGCCGAGGGAAGUUUAUGCCGGAACCUUGGGUGCCUCAGCACAUAAAACCCUGUGAUGGGGGCGACAACCUGGAAUGGGGUAACAUAGAGCACAAUGGAAGCUGCAAGGCAAAAAGAUCAGAAAGAGAGCAGUUGCCCUUGCAUCUCGCCAGCUUAACAGGGACUGAAACCUCUCAGCCUCUGUAGCAAGGUCUCCGGCCACAGUUUGCACCCUUCCGGCAACACUCCUUAGUCGAAUUCCUCAUCGAGCUCAUCAGGAUGGGCAUGGUCUGCAUGUGAUAGUCUGCCUCCAUCUGUAGUACCAUACUCCAAUCCAGAAUAAGCAGAGGAACAUUGUUGUAAGUAUCAACUCUGGGUAUAAAACCAGUCUUCAAUAUAGAACAUGGAUAAGUAUUGUCGUUAAAGGGUUCACUAUGGCAUGCGUUUGCGUUCUGAUCCAUAGCCAUAAUUCUUGAACUUAAGCUAAGCCUUCUUCCACCGUAUCUUUUACGGGUCUUUCCAACCCGAGGUCGUCUGAAAUCCUCGUUUCUCUCUCGACAAGAACCAUAUCAAUCUUACUUGAAGAUUCAAACACAAAGAUGUACGUACCUUUUGAUCAUCGUGCAAUCCAUCAAUCAAAGCGAAACAAUAAUUUUCCAAAUAAAAAAAUGUAUGCAAUGUAAUAUAAUAAUUACUUGCCUUUUCCAUAUUUUAAAGAAAUGAAAGGCAUAGAAAUGUGCGAGUAAAAGGCCGGAAAAGCUCCACAAAUGAGCCCUUCGAAGAUUAAAAGAAGGCAAUCGAGAGCCAGCGAGGGAAAGAAGAGAGAGAUAAUGGGGCGGAAGAACUUUCCUGUUCUGGAGGUUCAUCCCCUCUUCCUCCCCCUGUCUUCCGUUCAUUCACCUUCCGGAUAUUCUUCCCAUAUACCCACUUCGUUCCUCGUCCGUUCCCCGAUUCUCAUUCCCCCAUCCGAGGCGCAUCCGCUUUCCAGUUUCUGUCGGGUUCCACACGGCGACCAUGGUCAUUUCCUCUCUGUUCACGACGCCUGCAGCUCCGCCUCUUCUCGCAUGCAAAUCGGGGUUCAAUCAGGCGCCUCUGCCUGUUCACAUGAGGUUUGACAUAUCUAAGUCAUCACAGCUGUCUAAUGGAAGAUUGUCGCUACCUGGGUUCUCAUGCACACAUCAGGAGAGCAUAGUUGCCCUGAAUCCUGAUAGUACAGUGAAGCCUGAAGGUAGAGUGAAAAUAUUCUCUGGGUCAGCAAACCUUCUGCUUGCACAGGAAAUUGCCUCCUACAUGGGCAUGGAACUUGGUAAGAUUAACAUCAAACGCUUUGCUGAUGGGGAGGUCUAUGUGCAACUGCAAGAGAGUGUAAGGGGCUGCCAUGCGUUUCUUGUGCAACCAACAUGCCCCCCAACAAAUGAGAAUCUUAUGGAGCUCUUGAUCAUGAUAGAUGCAUGUCGGAGAGCUUCCGCACGAUCCAUUACAGCUAUCAUUCCAUAUUUUGGAUAUGGUAGAGCAGAUAGAAAGACUAAAGAACGUGAGUCCAUUGCAGCUAAACUUGUUGCAAACCUGAUCACAGAAGCAGGAGCCAACCGUGUCGUUUCUAUUGAUUUCCAUUCUGGACAGGCAAUAGGAUAUUUUGAUAUUUCUGUUGACCAAGUGUAUGGCCAGCCCGUGAUUUUGGAUUACUUGGUUAGCAAAAACAUUCCUUCAAAGGACUUGGUUGUUGUCUCACCUGAUGUGGGUGGGGUUGCUCGUGCACGUGGUUUUGCCAAGAAGUUGUCAGAUGCACCUUUAGCUAUUGUCGACAAAAGGCGUCAAGGCCAUAAUAUUUCUGAGGUUAUGAACUUGAUUGGUGAUGUGAAAGGAAAGGUUGCUGUUUUGGUGGAUGACAUGAUUGAUACUGCCGGGACUAUCACUAAUGCGGCAGCUUUAUUACAGCAGGAAGGUGCUAAUGCAGUGUAUGCAUGUUGCACUCAUGCUGUUUUUAGCCCUCCUGCAAUAGAGAGGCUGUCCAGUGGUGUUUUUCAGGAAGUGAUAAUAACAAACACUAUCCCAGUUGCAGAACAUAAUUAUUUCUCUCAACUAACUGUCCUUUCUGUUGCAAACCUUCUAGCUGAGACCAUCUGGCACAUACAUUCUGAUGGCUCUGUUAGUGGUAUGUUCAAGUAAGGUUAUGGCAGGAGGAAUUUUGAUGAAGUUCAUCAUGGGCUUGGCAAAUUGAGCAGGCAAAACCAAAAAAUUACUGCUAGUAUAAGUUUUUGUCUUUUAUGUUUGCUAAAAGAAGUCAUUCAAGGAACCGAAGUUAUAUUGCCGGCCUUCGUGUUCAUCGACUAAUGAUUCGGAACAUUGAAGAAGAAUAGCACAUGACUUUUCUGUUGUUUCCAACCUCCCACACCGCAUUGGCAGGAAGUAUACUGUCACUCUUUAUUUACUGUUUCCGCUCUGGAAGACAGACAUUUUUUGUUCUCAGGGACUAAAAUAUGAUGAAAAAGAUAAAGGCAUGCCUUUUCUUCAGCUUAUGCAGAUGAGUUUUUUUGAAGCGUCGCACAACUUGGCAGGCAGAUCGAGUUGCAAUCUUCUUAUAUUAAAUAACAUGUUUCUGCCACACGAAUUUAUUGGGACAUCAUCAAACAUCCAACGGCAUCAUAAGUGGAACACUGAUGUGGCCCAACUCUGAGGAAUCAUCUUCGGGAACAGGUACGCAUGUCUCUGACACACUUGCUGCCAGUAGAGUAGAAUGGUGGUAAGUAGCAAGCAUCCGAAGAGACCAAGUAGCAUCAGAGGGACGAGGAAAGGGGAACCCCUGGUAGACUGAGACCUGCGUCGGCAAUAAAGAUGUCUGCGGAUGCGGUAACGAACGAGUGAUGUCGGUGCUGGAUCGGUUGUGUCGUACGUUCCCAGUGAAACUGUUCUUUCAGCCACUCUACUCUGCUCAUCCAUUGCUUCUCCAUCAGACCGGCUGUUAUCUCCGAUUUGAACAAUCCAGGUGCUAUAGAGUUCACUCGACAGCUCGCUCCAGCGCCAUCACCUGUUCCAACGACACAACGCAUAAUAUUGUCGGAUAUCUGUCAUUAAGACACGAGCAGCAACGCGAGAAGAAUAAGCCCUCCUUUCCAAUGGCCAAAACAACAUCGUCGUGCAUCAAUUUGAAAUGAUAGCUGCCAUCAACGUACGUAGGCAGUGAAAUUUGUGUCGCUACUUAUACGGAAUUUAUAAAGGAAAGUAUUAGAUGAGUCAACCCAACGAGCUACGAAGGUGGGGUAGUUUAUUGACGAUCAUGUUGAGUUUGGGAUACGAUAACAUCUUAUUUACUAGCCCACUUAGUUAUGUAUUGACAUGUUAACUAUGACAUUGAAAUAUCAAUUACGUGAUG
Molecule: messenger RNA, 3736 nt
Organism: Musa acuminata AAA Group (dessert banana)
Lineage: Eukaryota; Viridiplantae; Streptophyta; Magnoliopsida; Zingiberales; Musaceae
Product: ribose-phosphate pyrophosphokinase 1-like
Exons: 9
Coding region: 1378-2532 (384 amino acids)
Biological process (GO): 5-phosphoribose 1-diphosphate biosynthetic process; purine nucleotide biosynthetic process
Cellular component (GO): cytoplasm; ribose phosphate diphosphokinase complex
Molecular function (GO): ribose phosphate diphosphokinase activity; magnesium ion binding
Source: RefSeq, a predicted model, not a curated record